UGUUCUUGUAACUAAAAUGAAUUUUGAGGCAAGGAUAAACAAUGGGAAGAGGACUCUCCAAUUAAAAGGACCAUAUAUAUGCUGUCUAUGUAUCAUAGAUAGUUUGAUCAGAGUCUGCAUGAUCAACAGUACUGUACAAUUGUAGAAGCCGCAAUUCAAACAUUUUACUUCAUAUACACACAAUAUCUAAGACGUAUUCUGCAGGGAAUAUGAGCAUUUCACUCUCAUCCCCUGUCUGUUUCGAAAACGGCUUGUUCUAGACUCAAAACUGUUAAAAAUUCUGUUACCCCACCAGCAGGGUUGUUUCUGCUGUAAGUUGUUAUUAGUUGUCACCGAGUCUUUGAGAAGCCAAUCAAAGUGAAAACUUCAUUCCACUAACAAAAAAGUAUGUGAUGUAUUCUUGAGGAAUGCAGACAACAAAGAUUUUAUACCAAACCCUGUAAAUGAACCAGAUGCUUUUCUUACUUCUUUUUCAUCUUUUUAUUUGUUAGUUUAGGUAACUUUUUGUUCCCGUUUCCCACGGUGAAUUCAUCAAGAAUCCUUAGUCAUAGACAUGUAUAAAUUUAUGUGUGCAUCAAAGAAUUGAAUAACCAACUCAUUGAAGUUACCUAAAUUCGAGUUUAAUUUAAUUAGUCCAGUGGGGGUUCUCUAUUGUGUGGUGUGUUCCUAAAGAAUGUCCAACCAACAAAGACCAUUUUCAUGGUUCCGUUUGGCUCCUUUUGGUCGCCAAAUGCAACCAACUCCACCACCAACCCCUCGGCCAACAGCAUUUCGAUCUCCUGCUCCACGACCAUAUAGGCCUCCUGCCCCUCAGCCUCGACCACCUGCUGUCACAUCUGCUCCUCCAAUUCGAGCAUCGUUCCCUGGCAUUAUUACUGCACCAAAAUCUCCAACACCAUCUACUGCCCCUGUCUCUCCAGCCAAAUCAAUACUUUCUUCAUCACCUACAUCUCCCGCAUUUCUCCCAAUUGCUUCCUCUUCCUUCAGCUUAAAAAGCCCUGAAACCAAGACCCCAAAACCAACAGCUAAAACUGCAGCACCUCCACCUCCUUCCCCUGCCACCACUCUCACUGCUCCUAAUACUUCAAGAAUUGUCAAGCCUUGGAACGAAUCUCCACCAAAAUUACACCCCGAAACAAAGUCUCUGUUUCGUCUACCCGGGAAAGAAACCGCUGGAAAUUCUAAGAUGAAUGAGAAAUCUGCUAUGGAUAGUAGUACUAAAUUUGAAAAAUUACCAAGGAGGUUGGUAACACUAAUUGGCGAAAACAAAGGGGCAAUAAUGCUAUUGAAACCAAAUUCCACCAAGAAAUCUUAUACUACUACUAAUGUGUUUGGAGGUAAGUCCCAAACUGUUGGCAAGAAAGAAGAAGGCAAUACUGUUGAAGGAGAUCAAAAGAAGAAGAAAGAAGAUCAAAGUGACAUGAAUUCAAUGGAGAUGGAAGAAUCUACUAUGUUCAUUAACAGUAAUGUACAAGGAGUGAACAACUCGAUUUUAGACGAAUCGAGUUUCACUGACCAUGAUCCUGGUUUCCAUAUCUUCUUCUCGACGGAUUAAAAUCCUCUGCUUUGCUAAUUAUAGAUACAAUGUGAUUCUUGGUGAAACGCAAGCAUAUGAAGUUGAGGUAACAAUAAUAUUCUAUAUACUAUAUGAUGUUUGAGAAGUUUUUCCAAUUGAUAAUAAACAAAUUAAAAUGAGGAGGGCGUGGAUUCUGGAUUCUCCAUGUUUGAGUUAUAGUCCACCUUUUGAUGUAAUAUGUUAUCGGCAUUAAUUUAUGAAGUUCCUUUCAAGUUGUCCUGUUUUACAAAUAUUUGUGUUACAAACUCUUUUUAUUUCUGUAAUGUGAAUCGGGAUAACAUAAAUAAAU
Molecule: messenger RNA, 1865 nt
Organism: Solanum stenotomum
Lineage: Eukaryota; Viridiplantae; Streptophyta; Magnoliopsida; Solanales; Solanaceae
Product: proline-rich receptor-like protein kinase PERK2
Exons: 1
Coding region: 674-1555 (293 amino acids)
Source: RefSeq, a predicted model, not a curated record